CUGGUUGGUAGUGACCUCUGAUGGCUAAGGUGCCUUUCAGCUCUGCUGCCGUCAAAAGAAGAAUCCCCACUGGACAAACCAUCUGUUUUCCCCCAACUCUGUUUUGUGUUUUCCUCACUGCCUUGUCUUGAAGAUAACGAUGCCAAAGAAAGCGAAGCCUGCAGGGGAUGGGAAGGAAGAGGGGCCUGUCCCCUGUAAGCAGGUGAAGGUGGAGGCAGCUGGUGGGCCUUCCCCUUUGAACUUUGACAGCCCCAGUGGCCUCUUUGAAAGUUUAAUCUCACCCAUCAAGACGGAGGUUUUUUUCAAGGAAUUCUGGGAGCAGAAGCCCCUUCUCAUCCAGAGGGAUGACCCUUCGCUGGCCACAUAUUACCGGUGCCUGUUCAGGCUCUCAGAUCUGAAGAGUCUGUGCAGCCGGGGUAUGUACUAUGGGAGAGAUAUAAAUGUCUGCCGGUGUGUCAGUGGAAAGAAGAAGGUUUUAAACAAAGAUGGCAAAGUGCACUUUCUUCAGCUGAGAAAAGAUUUUGAUCAGAAAAGGGCAACAAUUCAGUUUCACCAACCUCAGAGAUUUAAGGAUGAGCUUUGGAGGAUCCAGGAGAAGCUGGAGUGCUACUUCGGCUCCUUGGUUGGCUCGAACGUGUACAUAACCCCCGCGGGAGCUCAGGGCCUGCCGCCCCAUUAUGACGAGGUGGAGGUUUUCAUCCUACAGCUGGAAGGGGAGAAACACUGGCGCCUGUACCACCCUACGGUGCCCCUGGCGCGAGAGUACAGCGUGGAGGCCGAGGACAGGAUCGGGAGGCCAGCACACGAGUUCACAUUGAAGCCGGGAGACUUGCUGUACUUUCCCAGAGGGACCAUUCAUCAGGCGGACACUCCCGUGGGGCUGGCCCACUCCACGCACCUGACCAUCAGCACCUACCAGAGCAGUUCAUGGGGAGAUUUCCUUUUGGACACCAUUUCGGGGCUCGUGUUUGAUACCGCGAAGGCAGAUGUGGCGCUCCGGGCCGGUAUACCCCGGCAGCUGCUCCUGGUGGAAACCCCAGCUGUUGCAACAAGAAGAUUAAGUGGCUUUCUGAGGAUGCUUGCCGACCAGCUGGAGGGUACCAAAGAACUGCUUUCAGCAGACAUGAAGAAGGAUUUUGCUGUGAACAGGCUCCCACCUUACUAUAUGGGAGAUGGAGCAGAGCUUUCAGCACCAGGUGGACAGUUUCCACGGUUGGACAGCACAGUGAAACUGCAGUUUAGAGAGCACAUUGUCCUCACUCUAGAACCCGAUCAGGACCCAUCAGAUGAAACUCAAGAAAAGAUGGUGUACAUCUAUCAUUCCUUAAAGAAUAAGAGAGAAACACACAUGAUGGGAAACGAGGAAACAGAGCCUCAUGGACUUCGCUUUCCUUUAUCACAUAUGGAUGCACUGAAGCAGGUUUGGAACAGUUCAGCUAUUGCUGUCAAAGACCUGAAACUUCCUACAGAUGAGGAAAAGCAAAGCCUGGUAUUAUCCCUCUGGACAGAAUGUUUAAUCCAAGUAAUCUAGUGCCUUUGCAGAAUCAAAUGUCUACUUUUUUAUAUAUAUAUAUAGGGAGUCCCUGUUGCUUUGAGCCAAGGACACAAUGAAUGUAACUUUCCUUACCUGUGUAUCUAAUCCCAUGAAACCUACCUGUUACAGCUGAUCAGUUGGCCAUAUGUACUAACAGAGGUACAAAGAAGAAAGAAAAGCACAUUACUAAAUAUCCCAGAAGGUGACAAAAACCAUACUUCUUGACAAGUUUAUUUAAUCCAGUGUGGUAGAAAAGGCACAGCUCAAUAAAUGUAUCAUUUAAAUUUAAA
Molecule: messenger RNA, 1824 nt
Organism: Hippopotamus amphibius kiboko
Lineage: Eukaryota; Metazoa; Chordata; Mammalia; Artiodactyla; Hippopotamidae
Gene: RIOX2
Product: ribosomal oxygenase 2
Exons: 10
Coding region: 140-1531 (463 amino acids)
Cellular component (GO): nucleolus
Molecular function (GO): histone H3K4 demethylase activity; histone H3K36 demethylase activity
Source: RefSeq, a predicted model, not a curated record